GCUCCCCUCUGCGUGCGGUCGGCGCGCGCCGCGCGGGUCUGUGUGUCUGUGUGCGUGUGUCCCUGGAUGGGAGAUGCAUUGGAGUCCUACGGCUGGGUGUUCCUUCCGAGCGGUUUUGCUCAGCAAGCUGUUAGGGGAUCAUGGAAACUUUUUUUUCUGGCUAAAAGGAUGAAAACUGAGUAAGUACAUAGAACUUUGAACUUGGAACGAAACAAAUACAAGCCAACCUCUACGGAUGGUAACCAUGUCCAUUCAGACUGUGUGUUCCCUUUUUAUGUUAAAAGCCGUGAAGGCUUACAGGAGAGUGGCAAUUUAAAACGGAAUGAGGGGAAGCAGUUAAGAAACAUGAAAGGCUGAAAGCAGGACGGCUUUAAAACCGGAGGAAAAAUGAGGAACUGUUAAGGCGAGCUGGUCUGCGUCCAGCUGUGCAACAGGCACUUUGGGUUAAACCUCUUGCCAUCUCCAAUGCUGUUUUUAGGCUCCAGACUUACUUUGCUGUUGUUUCUCUUUUCCUGUGAAGCUUUUACUGUUGAGCUGAAGGAUGUGAAAAAAUAAGGCAUUACCGGAAGCAACAGUUUGGCAGCCAGGGGUAAGCUCAGGUUAUUCGUUGCAACUAUUAUUAUUUUGAUGUCUUUUUUUAAACCCAAGCCAGCCACUUUUUACUGUCAUCCAUGGAAGGGCUCUUAUUUACCGCCUCAGACUUUUGGGACCUAUGAUUCUUUGGCAUGACGCUUCGGAAAGUUCUUAAGUGGGGGAUGGAACUAUCUUGAUGUGCUUUAAGUUGUGGAAAAAGAAGACAGAUUUUUAUUUUUCAUGCUGACAAAAAAUAGCUAUGACUUUUCCGGCAACGUGGACAGGGGCCAAGUGAAGCUGAACUGGUCAUGGUCUGUCGUCCAGUGUUCCUUUGUCGCCGGCGAUUUUGCCCGCGGCCCUUCUUGGUGGGCUUGGUGGUGGCAGUCUGUCUCUUCUACCAGACCCUGACGCUCCGGGGAUCCAGGAAGCUCACAGCCACUGUCCCUGCGGCUGCUCCAAACACACCCACCGAAACCCAGGCAAGCAGAUGCCGGAAGGGAUUCCCCGUGGACAAGCAGUGCGUCCUUCUCUCCGAUAACGCACAGGAAAUCAGAAAGAUCGAGGAGUCAGUUGAGACCCACUUUGGCAGCCAUGGCAGAAGGGCCAUUCUCUACCAUUCUCCUUCUUCCAGCAAAAUGGAACUGAAUCUCCACCAGUACAUUCUCACUCAGCUUCACUAUACAGUUGUCAUCGUUGAAGAAAGGCUGCUCGGUGCUGACCUUGGGCUGAGGCUGCUAGAAAAAGGUGGUUUGGACUCUUGGAAUCUGCUCAUUUGCCUGUCCUCUAGGAAAGCUGGUGGGAAACCCUGCAUAUCCAAGGAAGACAUGUGCCAGUUAGGUUUACAUCAAAAGGUAAACAUAGUACCAGAAAUACAGCAUCAGCUUUGCAGAAAAGAAGGAUUAUGUCAAAUAAUUAGAAGAUUUCCAGAAUUGCAGCUUCCGGUGAGCCCCUCUGUAUGUCUGGAUCAGAGCACACAGUUAAAGCUGAGUACUUCAAGUCACCUUUUAAAGACAGUGAAGUCACAUACGUGGAAACCAGGGGACUGGAGACGUGAACAGCUGAAUCAAACCACAGUCCUUGCUCCCCGAGAGACAGUCUUGCAAGCCAAAGAUCUGUCUGUAAUCCUGAAAGCAUACGUGCUGGUGACGUCCUUAUCUCCUCUGCGUGCGUUCAUUCACUCCACUGGCACGGUCUGGAAUCCACCAAAGAAAAAACGCUUCACUGUCAAGCUGCAAACAUUUUUUGAGACAUUCCUGAGAGCCAGUUCACCUCUCCAGGCUUUUGAUAAAAUGAAGGAAGCAGUUAGCAAACUGCUGCUAGCAACUGAAGUGUUCAGUGAAACAUCUACUCUGGGACCAAAGGCCUUCGAUAGAUGCAGAUUAUGUUUUCAACUUUUAACCUUUGAUAUUGGUUAUGGCAGUGUCAGGUCCCCUGUAGUGCUCCAGGUCCAUGAGCAUUUGAAUUUUCAAGAUGAUGAUAAUAUGGAUUUUGAGGACCAAAACACAGAAGAAUUCCUUUUAAAAGACACUUUCAAUUUUCUCCUGUCUAAUGAAUCUUCACUUUCCAUAUUUUCUGAGAUAUUUCAGGGACUUUAUAGAUCAGGUGUAUUUAAGAGUGAAGACUAUCAGAAAGAACUAAACCAAUGCCUGUCUUUAGAGGAGAUUAACUCAAUUAUGACUUUCAUAAAGGAACUUGGGAAUUUGGGACAAUUCCAGCUGCUCUUCCCAUCUGCUACUCCUGGAUUUCAAUCUUUGAUGCGUGAAUUUUAUGAUAUGGCAAAUCCUAUGCGAAAGCCUGGUUCUACCGUGGCCCAAUACUGGUCUCUUUUAAAUGUAUUUGAACAAUUUCAGCUCCUGAAGAAAAAGGCACCACUAUACCCGCUGGAAUGGAAUUCUUUCGCAGAGGAUGAGAGCAUUAAAAAACCACAAGGACCAUUUGAUGGAAUUGAAAUUAAAAAAGCUGCGGUUCCACAAAAUAUUAAUGAAACCAAAGAAAUACAUUGCAGUAAUGCAGAUAAAGACACACAGUGUCAUAUCAAGCAGAUCUUCACACAUCCACGUUUGAAACUAAACCCUGAAUUUAACCCGGAGAUCAAAGAUUAUUACUCUGAAGUCCCAUUUGAUGUGGUAACACUAACAAUUGGAGCAGAGACGUCUAAGUGUCAUUGCAAAGUGUACCUGCAUGAAGGGGCAGGACCAAGCUUUGCCAACUACCCUCUGGGUUUAGGGAUGAACAAAAUUUCAGUGCUUGUGGUGGAUGAAUCUCCGGCACAAGGUGAGACCCUGGUCACGUACAAAUUCGCCAUCUAUAGAGAAGACCGUCCAAGUCUGCCCUUGUUUGAGGACUUCACAGCAUGCGGUUUUGUGCAGGAUUGUGGUUUGCUGAUUCAACCAGAGGAAACCUGUGGGUUACAGCCUAUUUCUUCUGACUACAUUGAAGCCAUUUCACAGCCCGAACUAAAGAUUUGUCCAUCUGGGGACACAAAAGGCCAGUGGAUCGUGCCUUGCCUCAGCUGUUCAGACAACAGGACCUGUGACUGGAGAGAAAUCACUUGGCAGCCCCACGACUGCCAAUACAGCAUCCUAACUAAGCCUCAGCUCCAGCAGUGCCUGGGAGGAAGGAAGAUUCUUUUCAUUGGCGAUUCAACCAACAGAGGGAUAAUGUACUACCUGAUUGAGAGAUUGAAUGACACCUUGCAGGAAUGGCAGAAAGUGCAUGGCACAAAAUUCUAUCACAAUGUCAAUGGCGGGAAGACGCCGAUCAGUUAUUCCUACUAUCCCCAGUUCUGGAUAAGCCCUUCAUUGAGACCAACAUUUGAAAAAGCACUUGAACAUCUCUUGCAAAGAUCACGUCCCCUGGAGAAUACGAGCCAGACGGUAUUGGUCGUUGGUGGUGUUCAGUGGCUUAAUUCCAAUCACCUGCAAAUUAUUCACAAGGUCUUGAAGAGGGAAAAUUUACUCAAUAUCCUUGUGAUCAUCAAAACUUUGGGAAUUGGAUUUCAUCUGCCAGUGGAUGGAGUACAUUUCUUAACACAGAGUGAAGUUCAGAACUUAUGGAAAGAAAAUUUGAUUAUUCUGGAUGCUGCAAAAACAUAUGGCUAUGAAGUGGUUGACACAUUCACUAUAACAAUGGGGCGGUACAAAGAGUUUUUGCAGGGGACCUGUGGAUGUCAUUUCCAUGAGGUAGUGAAAUCAAAGUUAUCCAAAGAAUAUCACUUUAUUAAAAUAAAACGAUCAAGAAAUCACAUUGUGGGAAAAUAUUUCAGCAAUCAAAGCAGACUACAACAACGCCAACAAGACUCUGUAACAAAUUUCCAAUCACCCUAUCAUGUCAGAGGUCCGGUUAAUCAGGUUUGCUCUGAAAUCCUUCUCAGCAGGAUAUGUGCCAGUGGAAGAACUGCAUAGACUCUGUGGAAGGACUGAGCCUGGGAUUGGAGACAAGCCACUCACCUGGACGAUGGUCUAGAAGCCAAAUCCCGUGCAUCUUGUGUAUUCUGGUUCCACCAGCCACGCUCAGGCACAUCGGCACACAUAUGAACACCGAGGCACACUUAGCUUAAAAAAGUCACGCCACUUUUUUUUUUCCUAGAGCUUUAGCAAGUCAGAAUGUGCACUUGGAAAUCAGCUGGUUUCAAGAUGAAGGACAGAGCUAGAAAAAAGUGACCUGAGUAUAAUCAUAAACUAAAACCACCGUGGGUCAGGUAUUACAUUGUGAUAAGAGGAAUAUAGACAUUCGAAAUGCAGAAAAAAGAAGAUAAUGCUCUUGAGUCUUGGGUUAUCUUUAUCGGAACCUUAAUAUUGAAAAGGGGAAAAAGCAAUUCACAUUCCACCUGUAAGCAGAGACUGUGCUUGUGCCCUUUGCCAGGAGAAAACGUGGCCUUGAUGAGGGUUUAGACCUUGUGAAUCUAAUGCUUAUGAAAACUGCUUCUUCCUAUACUUUAAAAAUCCUAUGACUGAAGGGAAAAGAGCGAGAAUGCUCUUCCAUGGAAUUUUAAGGGAUUCUAAGAGAGAGAGAGAAAGUACAGUGGAUUGGGAAUCUGGAGUUUUCGUUGUAGCGGCUUGGGUUGCUGCCCUGGCACGGGUUAGAUCCCUGGUCUGGGAACUUCCACAUGCUGUGGGUAUGGCCGAAAAAAAAAAUGUGCUAUUUUACAUUUCAAACACCAAUAUAUUUAAUUUUGCACUCUUUGUAUUUUUCAUAAACAUUCCCUCCUAGCCUGUCCAAGAACUUGGAUGGGUAACUGCAGACUAAGUUAAUUAAAUAUGUAAUUUUAAAGUGAGAAACUAAAUAUGGUUCCUCAUGGGUUACUUUAUCAUGUUUCAUUGAUGAUAUUACCUGAGAAACCUUUUGUUUGCUGUUAGAGCCCUGUAUAAUUUAAGAUUGCAAUUAUAUUUUAUGUAAAUAUUUUGCAAAGGAUUAAGCAUUUGCAAGUACAUAGGCAUUUAUUUCCAUAAAGCAUUUGUCUGUGUCCACAAAUACUACUAUGUUACUAGAAACUAUUUUAAUUUUCCUGAGCAAAUGUAUCUAAUCCAAAUUUAGCAUAGACAUAAAUUUUUUUAAUAACUGUGGCAUACAUGUAAAACAUAUCUAAUCCUAGUAUUGAGAACUUUCUCUUCUAUGUUUUAAGUUCAAAAAGGUAAAUUUCUCCAUUGUACAAAUGCUUUGUUGUGAGAGGACAUCUCACAGUUACAAUGGCUUUUAAAGGAUCAUUUUUCUUUUGGGGAAAAAAAAAAAGCUGGGAAGGUUAAUUCCAUACUUGGCUGAAAUUACUAAAUGUACAAAUACCUCAACCUCAAUUUCAUCACCAUACAAAGAAAUAAAACUAUUUUGAUUGAAAAGUUCCUUAGUAGGAAUAUCCACCUCGUCUAAAUACUCUAUUUUUAUACAUAUUUUUAUAUGAAAGUAAACAUGAAUUUAUAUUUAAUGGUCUUAAAUUAUAUCUAAGCACAAAUAUCACUUGAUAUAAACAAUACAUAUCUGUAUCUGACAUGGUAAAUUUUUUAAAAGAAUGGUACAGAAUUAACUUUUUAAAUAAAUGACUUGUCUAAUAUCUUCAGCGAUAUGCAAGCAUCAUUCUUGGGUGUUCAGUGAUUAUUUAAUGAUAAAAACCAUUGCUUCUCCAAUUCGUAUAGCUUCUCCAUCAUGUUUUAAUGUAUUACAUACUCUGUAACAGAAUUACAGUCAGUGGAUGUUUCUUAUGAGUUCCUGUCAACCGAACUGCAGUGCCUUUCUGACUGAGGCUAGCCUGGCAUUUACUUCUUCGCCAUUGAAAUAAUAAUGGAUUUUAGAAACAAUUGUAGUAAUGCUAUUAAUAAAUGUCUUACUAGUAAUA
Molecule: messenger RNA, 5902 nt
Organism: Phacochoerus africanus (Common warthog)
Lineage: Eukaryota; Metazoa; Chordata; Mammalia; Artiodactyla; Suidae
Gene: CPED1
Product: cadherin like and PC-esterase domain containing 1
Exons: 22
Coding region: 882-3977 (1031 amino acids)
Source: RefSeq, a predicted model, not a curated record